Messenger RNA from Hyposmocoma kahamanoa, 3507 nucleotides. RefSeq names its product protein SMG5 (gene Smg5). The transcript is spliced from 4 exons. The record is from RefSeq and is a predicted model, not a curated record. Gene Ontology annotation, cellular component: telomerase holoenzyme complex. Gene Ontology annotation, molecular function: protein binding; telomeric repeat DNA binding; telomerase RNA binding. The coding region runs from base 128 to 3091 and encodes 987 amino acids. NCBI's taxonomy places the organism in Eukaryota, Metazoa, Arthropoda, Insecta, Lepidoptera, Cosmopterigidae. Gene Ontology annotation, biological process: nuclear-transcribed mRNA catabolic process, nonsense-mediated decay.
AAUUUUAUCAAAUGUGUAUAAUGGUGCUAUGGAAAUGAACGGUUGGAAAUGUAACACAAAUACCAAGAAGACGUUUGAAAAAUUUUUUAAAUCUACAUCUUGACAAGUGGAUAAAAUGACUUGAAAAAUGAAGAACGGGCGUGAUGAAAAUUUGGAGGCUAAAACUGCCGAGCAGGGUGAACGCGCUAAGAAACUUUAUCGAUACGUAAGUGACGUAGCGAGGCGCGUCGGUGAGGCUACUGCAACAAGCCAUUCAAUCAAUGACCUCUUCUCUACAAAACUUGAGAUCCAACGCCAAAAACUUAGGGAUAACUGUGAGAAGUUACUUUUUCUAGAUCCAAUUAAUCACGGGAAAAAAUCACUUGAAUUGCUGUGGAGGAAGGUUUACUAUGACACUGUAAGUGUCGCUAAAAAACUCCGGGAAUCUGACCAUGCUAAUGACAAUUGCCUGUUUAUUCAUAUAGUGGGCGGUAUAGGGCACUUCCAUCACUUUAUUACAAAGAUUCAGUCAGAAAUGAAGAUCCUAUUCAAAGAGCUGGAUUAUAUACCUCUGUUUACUGAUGAGGAGACUGAUGACAAUGCUGUUCCAUCUGAUGAAGAAUUGCAGUUUGGCCGUUCAGCUUUACACACCUGUUUGAUAUAUUUGGGUGAUCUUAGUCGCUACCAAGCUGAAAUAUUUCAUACUUUUGAUCCAUCCAUUGCAGCUAGGUACUAUCUUCAAGCUGCACAUCUUGAUAUGUCUUCUGGCAUGCCAUACAACCAACUGGGAAAUUUGUACUUAGAUAAAAAUUAUAAUUUAGACUCAGUCUGCUAUUACAUUCACUGCCUUAGUUGUGUGUCACCAUUUGAAGGAGCUAUGGGCAACCUAUCAAAAAUAUUUGAAAAGAAUACCCAAUUCUCUGAAGCUAUGAAUGAAUCUGACACAUUGACACAAUCUGAACAUUUACAAAACACUGUUGGCAAUUUUCUUUCAUUGAUUGAAAUAUGGUAUCUCAACAAAAAUGAUACAAAUAUCCCACAAAGGUGCAAUACCAUUGCUCAACAACUUAAAAUAGCUAUGGACUUCACUAUGACUCCCUUGCCUGAUAUUAACAAAAAUUACAAUGAGUACUUGCAAGCUAUUGAGGAAGAAAAUGUGAAUCCCUCUUAUUUAAAUGGCAAUCUAGUGCACAAGACAGUGCAGAUUUGUCUGUUCACUAUGGCAAAAAUAAUUGAAAUAGAUGAACAGAGAGCAUUCGCUUGUAAAGCAUUUACUCUGGCUCUAUUGUCUCAACUACUCAAAAAGCUUUUAAAACAAUUGGAGGCUUUAGGAUUUAGAAAUCCUGCUUGUGAAUACAAACCUAGAGUACCUCCACCAAAUCCUGAGCCAGAGAAAAUGGAAGAAAGUACUGAGUUGGAGAAUGGCUUAAACAAUCAUGAAGUUGUAACAAAUGGAGCAUUGGAUACUAAUAACGAAGAGGUUGCAAAAGAGUUCUCUGAUGAAGAUUUAAAAAAAUUACAAAAUGGUGAUGCAAAAAAUACCAUUAAAAAGGCACUUCCUAAACGUCGCCGACGACGGCGUGUGGUAUCAUCGGAGAGUUCCGACUUAAGCGAUGCUAAUACAGAGAGCAGUGAAGUUGAAACCGAUGAGUCUUGUGCAGGCAAAGAAAACCUGUCAGAGUCUUCAUAUCAUUCUGAAGAUGAUUCUAAAAGUGAAGCUUCUAUAAGUGACUCUGACACAGAACUAAAAGACGAUAAAGCUAAUGGAGAAACUUUGGAAGAAACACAAAAACAACUUGAUUAUGAAAUACCAACUGAAAGCAAUGGAAACAAAACAAACGAUUCAGACUACUCAAAACCAUCAAAAAGCAAUAAAAUUAAUGAAAUAGGAAUUCAGCAUUUUCUAAUGGGUGAUAAUUUUUUGCCCAGUAUAAAACUGCUUCAAGACUGGAUUCUCACAGAGAAGGAUCUCAUAUUAUCUUGUGGAGACAGUGGGGAGUCACUUUUCCAAUGUGUGGUUGAUUUACUCAACAUUUUUACACACAACUUCAAUCCCAAAAGCACUGAAAACCUCAUACGUGAUAAUUGUAAAACCUUAACUUAUGCUAAGAAGGUUGCAAAAAAUUUAAAACUGGAGUAUAAAAGUAUCCCUUUGCCUGAAGAUAUCAACUUACGCGGCACGAACAUCUGCAAAUUCGACAAGGACGCCGCCGAAUGGCAAAUUCUGGAUAGAUACAAACCUUCUGCCUAUGAUGAGAAUAUCAUGCGAAUUUUGAACUUUAUCGACUUUGGAAAUCAAAUAGCCAAGAUUGUACCAAGGAUACGCUACAACAGAACAAUGAAGAUAUACUAUCUUAAAAAGAUUCCGCGCCCCAAACUAAAUACUAAAAUAAGUCACAAGCGAAGCAGGGAGUGGCAUAACACCAAAAAGCCAAAUGAGGAAAGCGGAAGCGGUGUAGGCGGCGGCGGAGAAGGCGGGCUGUUGGCACGGCUCGGCCGCCUAUGGCUGGCGUCGCGCGUGCGCGAAUUGGAGCGCUGCGCCGGCGGGCAAGUGGCGCCCGCGCCAGUGCUGCUCGCGCUCGACGCACCCGUCUUGCACGACCAUCUGCGCCGCGUCAAGCAACUACUACGCACACGAAAUUUUAUACUUCUUGUGCCUACUGUUGUCCUCCAGGAACUAGACGAGUUAAAACGCGACCAUAGCACGGCACGAGAUGCUAUCCGCUGGCUCGAAAUGCAGCUGAAGAGUGGUUCACGUUUUCUUCGCGCUCAGCGUCCAGGACAGUCAAAGCCUCUACCACUUCUAAAAUAUCCACGGAAGGCUCCACCUCAUGUUCACAACUUUGUACAAAUUCUCGAAUUUUGCAACCACUUUAUCGCCGACGAGAAACAUGCCCAAGGUGGCAACGGUGAUCCUGACAGUUCAUUACAAGGAAAAUCGACUCCUUUGCUUAUAUUGCUAGUUGGAAAUGAACCUGGCAAAGAUGACGAGCAGUAUAAAGAAUUCAGUCUAACUGGUGCAGCGCAAGCAGCGGGUAUAUCCGUUGAAUACAUUGGCGAUUUUUAUUCAAAGUGGCGUCAAACGGCCCACAAAAGUGGCAAGAAAAGAUGAACGCGGGCUCAUCGCUAUCGGGUCUUGGCUUCAACAAAGGGAAUACUCAGACGGUCUUCCCUCUCGACGAUGGAUUUGCAACAUCUUGGGGAAUAUUUGACAAAUGCUCGCAAAAUAUCUGGAGCGUAAAAUAAGCAUAAAAUGCCAGGUAAAGGGAAAUAUCUACCAUUUACGUUGGUUUUUCGCACGAUAUUGUCACCCUAUUCGUAUAUCGUAUACGUUUUUACUAAAUAAUCGGUAGUAAACCAUAUUUUAUUUAACAUGAAAUACUUUAGUUAACGAUGUCUUCAUUAAUUGGAAAUUUCAUAGCAUCAAUCACAUUUCAUUUUAUGUGUAUGUUUUAAAGCUGUUAUGUUUACUUCAUAUACCUACAUUAUUUUAUUCGAUGGCGUUAGUUUGGUUUCAUGUUUCAUAUC